Molecule: messenger RNA, 1734 nt
Organism: Venustampulla echinocandica
Lineage: Eukaryota; Fungi; Ascomycota; Leotiomycetes; Helotiales; Pleuroascaceae
Exons: 4
Coding region: 1-1734 (577 amino acids)
Source: RefSeq, a predicted model, not a curated record
AUGUCUCUUAACUCUGCUCCGCAUAUCCCUCUCGAUGAUAAACUCUGUAUAUUCUGUCAGCAGAAGCCUCGAUCACGAGAGCGAAUUGUUACAGUGUUGGAUUGUGAAACCUCCAAGGCCUACACAUCUGCUUAUGAAAUGCCAAUGGCCUCACGAUCGCCACGACUCCAUAGAAGAUCCCAAUAUGUCUAUGGCAAUGGCGAAGCUAUACAGUGGCUGCUCUGCAUUCGACCAGGCUGCAUACCAUGUACGACGUCUCCAAAAUUGAUAUUGUUUCACGCCGACUGUCAUUCUGCCUUCCGAGUUCUCUGGGAGAGGAAUGGUAUCGAACUACCACCCUCGAGCCCUUCUGCUUUACUUGAUUUUGCAUCAAUACUAAGCCCGUGGUUGCCACCUGUAGACAAACCCCCAUCACAUUUGUGGUGGAGCCGGAGUUUGAAGAAGAUGUCUGUUUUACCUGCUAAACCGACAGAAUUAGGUAGCUUUGUUAGUUCGCUAUCAACAUUGCCACUAGAGUUGCUAGGGCUCAUAUUAGAAGCAGGUGGUUACGGUAUGUACCAUUCGGCUUUGCUUAGGCAUGUUUUAGUCGCCCACGUUGCAGGUGUGGUAUCAGGGCAGGCAAAACAGGUCUGCAUGCCAGCUCUCGAUUUUCUCGAUAACCAGUACAUGGUUUCCGAGAAGGAUGCUGGUGUAGCUGAACCACUGGGUGUGGAUUAUCUUGGGGUGCGUAUGGUCUCUGAUAAUUCGCCAUGGUAUCUACAAACGAAAGACGUAGAGCUGCGUUAUCAGUAUCCCUUUCUUCGCCCCUUGCUAAACCGGCAGCUCGAAAUGUGGGAUGUUCCAAAACUACCCGAUGAUGGGAGCUACCGGUUCCACAGCCCAGAUGAAAACAAAUCCAACCUGAAGCAGAUACGAAGCAUUAAUUUUUCUGGCCUUACGGGCUUGACAUUCCUCUGCGGUUCGAAGGCAAUAUAUGCCAUUCACAAACACCAAACUCACCAUUCAUCGGCUCUCGAUACGUUUUUAAGUUUGAGCCCGGUUAUCAAGAGAAUUGUCGUUCUAUUAUAUUUCCCUUUUGAUAUAGGGCGCGAGAUAAUUAACCAGAUCUGGAUUCGUGAAACUUACCCAAAUCAUACAAGUAGCCGCACAGUCAUGAUUCGCACGUCUCAGCGUACCCUGAACUUUGGCCCUAACGGUCAUUGCCAAGAGAGUUAUUAUUUUCAGCUAACAGAUGGCCCAACAACUUCUCUAUUAUACCAUGUCCCAGCAAGCGGACAGCCUAUUUCGGUUUUCGGAGCAGCAUCGAAGUCUUUAGCCAGGUACCCAAGCCCCAAGCCACCUGUAAUCCCGGAAAUUGGAGAAGUCGCAAACGUGCAUCGUACUCGAGUUUCCCUAAAAGAUGUCGCGCAUGUCGAAGUGUACACUCAUAUCCUGCAAAACAUAUGUAGUGGAAUCUUGGUAAAGUACGACGACGGACGGGAGGAAUCUCUAGGCCAACGGCGCGCCGGUUUACCCGGCGUUCAGACUAUAUUAGUAUCCAAACCAUCUCAGCUACACUACAAGCGCUUCCAAACCGAGGAUAACAACUGGCGUCUAAAUAUCAUCUUCUCUACGUGCGAUAGCCCAAAGACUGUCGAUGCAGAAGAAGGCUGGCUAAGUCAGGCUAUGGGCGGGGAAGUAGCAUGGUCUGUCUCCUGGAGGAGCGACCAAUUACAUUUUUUUGAUGCGGAAUGA